Teleopsis dalmanni is the source of this 2861-nucleotide messenger RNA. It is a transcript of the gene ninaG, whose product is annotated as neither inactivation nor afterpotential protein G. Gene Ontology annotation, molecular function: oxidoreductase activity, acting on CH-OH group of donors; flavin adenine dinucleotide binding. NCBI's taxonomy places the organism in Eukaryota, Metazoa, Arthropoda, Insecta, Diptera, Diopsidae. Bases 183 to 1982 code for a protein of 599 amino acids. The record is from RefSeq and is a predicted model, not a curated record. The transcript has 5 exons.
AUUACUGCAGUUAAUGUAAAUUUUCGUUUAUUUUACAAGUAAUGAAAAAUGCGGAAGAGAAUGCGAAAGGUGAAUCAAAAUAUUAAUUGGAUUAGCGUCAGUUUUCACGGCGUAGAGAAUUCACAAUUUCACAAUUCAAAAUCAUUUUUAUUUAGUGAAAGAGUACAGCCAGGAGCCAAAAUAUGCAGUUUCAAAAAAUUGUAGUUAUUGGCGCGUGCAUCAUUGCCUGCUUAUCGUUUCUGUGGUUGCUGCUAUGUAAAUUGCUGGAGGAACGUGUGUCUAACACCUUAGAACCAGCGGAGGGUUAUGUGUUUGAUUAUGUUAUUGUUGGUGCUGGCACAGCGGGUUCAGUGGUAGCCUCUUUGCUUGCCAAAUACAGUAACUCAACAGUGUUGCUUGUGGAAGCAGGCGAUAAAUUUGGGUUCCUAAGUAAAAUUCCAUUAUUAACGACAUUGCAGCAAAAAGGCGUAAAUGAUUGGUCAUUUUUAUCAGUGCCACAGAAGCACUCAUCCAGAGGCUUGAAGGAACAGCGACAAUGUUUACCACGUGGACGCGGCUUGGGUGGUUCCUCCCAACUAAACUAUAUGUUACAUUUUGAUGGAUAUCCACAAGACUUUUAUUAUUGGUACAAAACACAUAAUUUAAGCACCUGGCGUUGGGAUUUUAUCAAGCCAUACUUAGAUGCUGUCAAUCCAAGUCCCAAUGAAAUGUAUGAAAUCAGACGUGACUACUCAAAACUUACGACAGCACUUCAUUUAGCUGAAGAGGAAUUGAUUCACAAACCCUGGCUGUUUCGACGUGCACGGUACAAUAUUAAAAAAGGUCUACGCUAUAAUGUGUUCCAACAUUUUCUGAAACCAGCAUUUAAAUAUAAAAACUUACACAUAAUCACAAAUGCCAUGGCAAAGAGAAUAGAGUUGAAAAAGGACAAGAAAUCGGUUAAAUCGUUGCUCAUUGGUGUCAAAGAUGAAUACACACGCAAGGAAAAAUUAUUCACUGUGGAUAUACGUGAAGAACUAAUACUCUCAGCUGGUGCAUAUCAGAGUCCGCAGCUACUUUUAGUAUCCGGCAUAGGUGAUUAUGAACAGCUAGAAAAAUUGAAUAUAAAAUUACAAAAACAACUGCCAAAGGUAGGCACAAACUUACACGAUCAUCUGAAUCAACCACUUUUUGUUUCCAUAGAAGUGAUAGGACCCACUUUAAAUCAGAAAGCCUUGUUAGAUCCAUACAGUUUAUUCAAUUACUUGAGCUCUGGAACUGGACAUUUAGGGAACUUUGGUGUUUUAGCGCAUGUCGAUGAUAUAUUCAGUGUACACAAUUUUGGUCUUACGUUUUUCGCAGCCGGUGCCAUUGAUGAAACUGCUUUAAUGUCCAUAUCAAAUUUUAAACGUGAACAUUUUCGUGCUUUAUUUCCCCGCUACCAUAAUAGUACACAGGAAGGUUUUGUAAUUAUAUCAACAUGUACAAAACCUAAAUCCCGUGGUAGCGUUACUAUAAGUAACAGCAAUAUACGUAAGAAUCCUUUAAUCAAUCCAAAUUAUUUAAGUAAGGAUAUUGAUGUGAACUGCACAAUAGAAGCUAUACGUGCUGCUGUGGAAAUCAUCACAUCGGAAGCAUUCGCUAAUUUACGUCCACGUAUACAUUGGCCAAAAAUAAAGAACUGUGCGAAAUAUGGUCCGUUCGAAUUGGAUUUUGUGUGGAACAAACCAAGUGACAGUUAUUUGGAAUGCAUUCUAAGACAUGUCGGAUUGGGGUCACAUCAUCCGGCUGGUACUUGCAGCAUGGGUUCCACAGCAAUGAAUAGCGUAGUUGAUGCAGAGUUUAGAGUACAUGGUUUAAAAAACUUACGUGUCAUAGAUGCUAGCGUAAUACCAAUACCAUUAUCGGGAAAUCCUAACUCUGUUGUAAGUGCUUUAGCAGUCAGGGGAGUAACUAUGAUUUUGAAAAUGCAAUUGAAUGAAAAUAUCAACAACAAUCCAUAGAGUGAUAUUUUGAAUAUAUAUUAUAACAAAUAAUUAAAUUAAAAAUGAUGUGCUUAUCUUUGGAUGGGUUAGGGUUAGAAGCAGGGAUUGAAAACGAUAUAUAUUUAUUUAUGUUUUGUUGGAACCUAACAAAACCAAAGCACUUUUUAUUUUUAGUUUUUUUAAAGCCUGGAUUGAAAAAAUAACUUUACAAACUGCGUAACGUAAAUUUUGUUAUGAGAAUAAAAUUACGUUUCGUAACAUUUGGAAUAUUGGUCUAGGUAUAAAGUUACAAGAAACUAAGUGAUCUGCAACCAAGUGAUCUAAUUUUGUGUGCAUUAGACUUUAAUGCGCUUGCCCAUAUAGCAUCAAAGAUUAAUGAUUAAGUAUAUCAGUUGACUAUCUUCAUGCCAGAUCUGAAAUGCUUAUUGUAAAAGAGGUUUUUCAACUACCGUCCAAGCGAUGUCUUUCUUCCUAUCAUGAUCACUUCGCCAUCAAUUGCAAUAGAUUUAACAUCAGUAAGGUCAAAUAUAAAUAUGAGCGCGCUUCACACAGAUACAGAGUCCUCUUGGAGAUCAGUGUUGGGUAGUAACAAAGUGUUUAACAGGCCUCCGUCUAUUAUCUCCAAGGAAAAGCGACGCAGUAUGUAUAGUGCUAUCCUAAUUUAGAUCAGGAUAUAGCCAUAUCGUCAAUAGUUUCUUCAAAUUGAAAGAUCUCAUCAACCUCUUUCUUUAUCAAACUUCCUUUAACAACCACAUCCCAUAUAAAAAACUUUUCCAAACUGAAAUGUUUGGAUUUCAUUAGUACUGUUAUCAAUCCCUGGUUAUCAGUGUUCUUUUAAGACAGUAAAAGAUUAAUAAAUUAAUAUUUGUAAUAUUUUAUUAUAUAAAAGUAGUCGUU